GAGAUGCCCUCUGUGUCCGUGCUGGAUUAUGCUCUGCCCCAGAGACCCCUCCAGCCCCGGGAUGAGGAGAGGGACCCCUCAGAGAGGGCCCUGCCCCGUCGUUCCUCCUCCCCUGUCAUCGGGAGCCCCCCAGUCCGGGCUGUCCCCAUUGGAACCCCCCCUAAACAACCUGCUGUCCCCAACUUCAACCAACAGAUCCUGUGUCCCAAGCCUGUCCACAUCCGAGCCAACAUGCAGCAACGUUACCCAGCUCCCUAUGGAGACAGGAUGUCCCCCAACCAACUCUGCAAUGUCCCGCAUUCCUCUCUCCUGGGCCACCCCUUCCCCCACAACGUCCCUCCUGUCCUCACCCACCUGCAGAGAGCCCAGCUGCUCGGAGGAGCCCAGAAUUCCUUCCAGAAGCUGGAGAAGCUGUCGGCAGCAGAGGAAGUGCAGGGAGAUGGUCCCAAGAAGGAACGCACGAAACUCAUCACGCCUCAGGUGGCCAAGCUGGAGCACACCUACAAGCCAGUGCAGUUUGAGGGCUCCCUCGGGAAGCUGACGGUCUCCAGCGUCAACAACCCCCGGAAGAUGAUUGAUGCAGUGGUGACAUCCCGUAGUGAGGAUGAUGAGACGAAGGAGAAGCAGGUGCGGGACAAGAGGCGCCAAACCCUUGUCACGAUCGAGAAGACGUACAGUCUCCUCCUGGAUGUGGAGGACUAUGAGAGACGCUACCUCCUGAGCCUGGAAGGUGAGAGGCCAGCCCUGAUGAGUGAGAGGAAGCAGAAGAUCUGUGAGAUGUAUGACAAUCUGAGGGGGAACGUGCCCGGGCAGGACAGGCCUAGUGAUGACCACUUGAUGCAGAUCAUGUGCAUCCGGAAGGGGAAGCGCCUGGUGGCCCGAAUCCUGCCCUUCCUGUCACCAGAGCAGGCAGCUGAUGUCCUGAUGGCCACGGCCAGGAACCUGCCCUUCCUCAUCAAGAAGGAUGCUCAGGAUGAGGUGCUGCCCUGCCUGCUCAGGCCCUUCUCCCACGUCCUCUACCACCUGCCCCUGGGCACAGUGACCAGCCUGGUGCAGCAGUUGACCAACCUACCUCAGAGCGCGGCCACCGCGGCGCCCACCAACCUCCACCUCAGUGCUGUGCUCCAGAACAAGUUCGGCCUGUCCCUCCUCUACCUGAUCCUGAGCCGCGGGGAGGAGCUGCAGAGCUCGGAGGCCACCACGGAGCUCCUGCAGGACAACCAGUGGACAGAGCUGAUGCUCAUGGCCACCCGGGAAUUCCUCCGGAUCCCCCCUGCCUCCCUGGCCAAGCCCCUUUCCACCCCUUCCAACCUCAGCUCCCUCUUCUCUCGCUACGUCGACCAGCAGAAGCUCAACCUGUUGGAGACAAAAUUGCAGUGA
Messenger RNA from Chaetura pelagica (chimney swift), 1380 nucleotides. It is a transcript of the gene PATL1, whose product is annotated as protein associated with topoisomerase II homolog 1 (yeast). Gene Ontology annotation, molecular function: RNA binding. NCBI's taxonomy places the organism in Eukaryota, Metazoa, Chordata, Aves, Apodiformes, Apodidae. The annotation marks the transcript as partial. The record is from RefSeq and is a predicted model, not a curated record. Gene Ontology annotation, cellular component: P-body. Gene Ontology annotation, biological process: P-body assembly; deadenylation-dependent decapping of nuclear-transcribed mRNA. The transcript has 11 exons.